This is a messenger RNA of Ilyonectria robusta, 1137 nucleotides long. RefSeq lists its product as uncharacterized. The record is from RefSeq and is a predicted model, not a curated record. The transcript is spliced from 3 exons. Bases 1 to 1137 code for a protein of 378 amino acids. NCBI's taxonomy places the organism in Eukaryota, Fungi, Ascomycota, Sordariomycetes, Hypocreales, Nectriaceae.
AUGACCAAUCAGUCGACAGAAAGAACCGAGCCAAAAGCUACCUCAGAACGGCUGUCAACAAAAACUCCCGAUUCAAUUAUUAUUGGUAACAACAAUGAACAACCAGCAAAUCCAGAAGACUCGACUGGACCAGAGGUUUUCAAAGGCAGCCUCCAACAUAAAGUUGAGGAUGAUAUUGUCCAGGUUGGCAUGCCGGGUACAUAUGGGAUGUCCUUUCCGGCGCUUCAUGCAGCUGAGACAAGUGGCUGCACAACUGACGGCUCAGAGAGUUUUACAAGUUGCUCAAGCCCCGAGGACAGCCCUUCUCCAGGAAAAAUCGCGAGUUUGAAAAAGGAAGCAAUAAUCAAGCGGAUCUUGGGCCGAUUCAAGACUUGGCUGGACUCAAGAUUAACUCUGCUGGCAUAUCAACUUGAUGGUGGCGGUCCAUCCUUCGGAUUGAAUGAGAAUUCAGCAAUACUGGACCAGACUGCAGCACAUCCUGGACAGACUGCACGCGGAGAAAAAAGAGGUCGAGAUGACGAUAACCAAGACGGGUCUGACGAUGGUAAAGGUGAUAAAGACCGCAAUGGCAGCCGCGAACCGAACCGGGUGAAGACGGACCAGGAAGAUGGCCAAGAUUUUGCAUGCCCUUUCCUUAAACACAACGUGAGGAAGUACCAGACGAAGCGGUGCUGCGCAUGGUCGGGCUGGAAGACGGUACAUCGAGUUAAAGAACACGUGUACCGAAAACAUCGACUGCCUCAAUUUAAGUGUAACAGAUGCUGCUGCGAGUUCCAAAACUCGACCCAGUUAGCAGACCAUCAACGCUUGGAGGUUCCUUGCAACAUUCGGCUCCAAGGGCAACAAGAUGGUGUCAACGAGGAGCAAAUCUUGGCGCUUCGAUCUCGGAAAAAGUCCAAGGGAAAUACCCCCGAGUCAGAGAAAUGGACUAAAAUGUACAAGAUCAUAUUCCCUGAUGAUGAACUUAUUCCGUCUCCUUAUCACGACAUCCAAUUCCAGCUAGAUGAGAAAGACCUUUCGGGUUGUGUUGAUAGCAACUUGCGUGGGGAGCGAGGCGAACUCGUCUUUUGCAAAUGGUGGCCCAAUGCCAUGUGUCCCGCAAAGCCUCUUCGACAUCAUUCAGAACACGAUGAUUGA